Camelina sativa (false flax) is the source of this 996-nucleotide messenger RNA. RefSeq lists its product as uncharacterized. The record is from RefSeq and is a predicted model, not a curated record. NCBI's taxonomy places the organism in Eukaryota, Viridiplantae, Streptophyta, Magnoliopsida, Brassicales, Brassicaceae.
AUGCCGUUUAGCGUUACUGAGAAGGACUAUACGGACGGUGUCUCAAUCGGAGACGUCCUCUUGUUAGAUGCGGCCAAGGAAGAGUUACUCACUGUCCCUGACAAAACAGUACCCGCAGAGCUCGCUAACUCCGGUGUGGUGGGAGCUUCCCAUGGAUGGGGAUUUUUCUGCAACCGGCAGGAUCGUUCCGUACGUAUCAGCGACUUUUUCAGCCCAUUUGCUUCCAAAUCAAACCCCACUAUGAUUCCUCUGCCUCCGUUUACUGCUCUGCACGCUUGCCAAACUGAAAACGUCUGGAAUGUGGCAAUGUCUUCUUCCCCUCCUGAUCAGGAUGAUGGUGAAGAGUGGGUAGUUGGUAUCCAGUUCCUGGGGAACCAGCUGAGUAUCUGCAGCCCCCGUCGUGACCUGCGUUGGACUAACAUCGAAAUCCCUUUUGGGAGCCUCCUUAACUCUAAUCUGAUGUAUUCCAAGAGAGAUCAAACGUUCAACAUGCCUGCUCCUGGAGGCAACUACAUGUGCUCAUGGGAUCUCCUAUUCCGCCAGGAAAACUACCCAAAGGUUUAUGAGUUGCUGUUUCACAACCUUCCCGAGUUGCCUCAGUCCAGUUGGGAGCUCUUGGAUUCGUGUCUCAAGGAGGAUCACUGGGUGGAGUCACCCUCGGGGGAAUCUUUCCUCGUCAAAUGGUACUCCCCUGUCUCGUCUCCGUUAUCGAUAUUUAUGGUGUUUAGAGAGGAAGAAACUAACGAGGGAAGAAGAAACAUGUGUUACACCGAGGACAUUGGAGAUAUGUGCAUCUUCCUUUCAAAGAGUGAGGCUUUCUGCGUCCAGGCUAGCUCUUUCCCUGGUCUCAAGCCUAACUCCAUCUACCAUAUUGGCCGUGGCGUUGCUGUUUACGAUCUCACCGCCAAAAGCGUCAGUCAUUUUGAACUCAUCAAAGGUGAACCGAAAGAGAUUCCGCCGUCCAUUCCUUACUGGCUUCCACCAUUUUCAAUCUAG